Osmerus eperlanus (European smelt) is the source of this 2651-nucleotide messenger RNA. RefSeq names its product adaptor related protein complex 4 subunit beta 1 (gene ap4b1). Gene Ontology annotation, biological process: intracellular protein transport; vesicle-mediated transport. The transcript is spliced from 13 exons. The record is from RefSeq and is a predicted model, not a curated record. Bases 119 to 2524 code for a protein of 801 amino acids. Gene Ontology annotation, cellular component: clathrin adaptor complex; membrane coat. Lineage: Eukaryota; Metazoa; Chordata; Actinopteri; Osmeriformes; Osmeridae.
GCCAGAGAGAACGUGCGACGUCGUGACGUCUUCCGCAGCAGUCGGUACGGGAAGCCAGAGGCAAACCGAGAUAUUUAUAUUUUUUUACUUACUAAUACCUACGAUUGAUGUGAACGCCAUGCCCUACCUGGGCGGAGAGGAGACGGUGAGAGAAAUAAGGAGAGCUCUCGCCAACCCCAACGUCCAGUCUGAUCACCUCCGCUACAGGAACACGAUACUGAGGGUUAUUCGGUUGAUGUCCCAGGGGGUGGAUGUGUCAGGGGUGUUCAGUGAGAUGGUGAAGGCGUGUGCCAGCGUGGACGUGGUCCAGAAGAAGCUGGUGUAUGUGUUCCUGGUGAGCUAUGCCAGCACGACCCCUGACCUCUCCCUGCUGGUCAUCAACACCCUGAGGAAGGACUGCCAGGACCCCAACCCCAUGGUGCGCAGCCUGGCCCUGCGCAACAUGACCAACCUCAGGCUCCCAGGUCUGAUGGAGUAUGUGGAGCAGCCUCUGUCAGCAGGCCUGCGUGACCGGGCAGCCUGUGUGAGGAGGGUGGCUGUGCUGGGCUGGGCGAAGAUACACAACCUGCAGCCCAACACAGGCAUAGAUGCCUCUAUAGUAAACGAGCUGUAUGGGUUGCUACGGGACAGUGAUCCUGUUGUCAUGGUGAACUGUCUCCGGGCACUGGAGGAGAUUUUGAGGGACGAGGGGGGCGUGGCCAUCAACAAACCCAUCGCCCACCAUCUCCUCAACAGGCUGCAGCAGUGUGACGUGUGGGGUCAGUGUGAGGUGCUGAGGGUUCUGCAGCGCUACCAGCCGUCCAGUGAGGAGGAGCUGUUUGACAUCCUGUCAGUGCUGGACCCCUCCCUGCUCAGCCCCCCCCCUCUGGGGGCUGCCACCCUGGCCCUCUUCCUCGGCCUGUGCUCCUCGCUCCCGGCCGCGGGUGUGUCGGCGCUGGAGCGCGCACAAGGCCCCCUGCUGGCCGCGUGUGGAAGCUCCUGCCGGGAGAUGAGGUUCUCUGCUCUCUGCCACAUCCAGCUCCUGAUGCGGUCUGCUCCAGGCCUCAUGGGGGCGCACUUCAAGCGCUUCUUCUGCAGCUACGCCGAGCCGGCCUACAUCAAGCAGAGGAAGAUGCAGGUCCUGGUGGAGCUGGUGAAUGAUGAGAAUGUGUCUCUGGUUCUGGAUGAACUGAAGGGGCACUGUACUGAUGUCAACCCUGACACUGCCCACGCUGCCAUCACUGCUAUAGGUCGUAUCGGGCGCUCCUACAGUGACAGGUGUCUGGACAUUCUCACUGACUUGCUGAGACUGAAACAGGAACACAUUACCUCUGCGGUGCUGCAGACCCUCGGGGACCUGGUGUGGGCGUGUCCUCAGAGCAGCUCUGCUGUGUGUUCAGCCCUGGAGGGCUGGGAAGACACACUGCUGGACACGCAGGGCAGGCAGGCCUUGCUGUGGCUGCUGGGGGUGUACGGGGAGAAUGUGAGCAGCGCCCCCUACCUGCUGGAGGGCCAGAUCGACGGGCUGCGGAGCGAGGUGUGUGUGGAGGUGAAAAUGGAGCUGCUCACCUCCACCCUCAGGCUGUUCCUCUACAGACCCGCAGAGACACAGGACAUGCUGGGGCGCCUGCUGCACUACUGCAUGGAGGAGGAGACAGACAUGUGUGUACGUGACCAGGCUGCGCUGUACUACCGACUGUUGCAUUGUGGGAUAGACGAAACCCGUCGGGUCCUCCAGGGACGGAGGUCGGAUCCCUCUCUGGGCGUUCUGAUUGGUCGGCCCUCCGAGCCUGUUAGCCAGUGGGCUGGCAGCUUUAACACCCUGGCACCGUUGUGCCUGAGAGCUGUAGUUCCAGAACCAGCCACUGGGGGCUGCCCUGAGCAGAGCCCUCCAACCCCCAACCUUGACCUCCGAACUCUGACCCCCUGCCCUGUUCCACCCCCAGCUGAAGACAUGGCUCAGCUUCAUCAUGAUGAUGAGGAUGAAGAUGGUGGUGAUGUAGAUGGUGAAGCCUCUCUGUCCCUGUCGCCCUCUCUGAGCCCGGAGCAGUUUGAGCAGCACUGGCUGCAGGAGGAGGUGUGUGUGGAGGUGUGUGUGGGCUGCCCCGCGGCCCUCGCUCCCCCCUCCAGCCUGCAGGCGGCGCUGCAGCUGGUCAACAUCCACACCCUGGCCUUCACUCCGCCACACACACGGCCCUGGAGGGUCUACCUGUACACACACACCUCGCACACACACCUGGAACACACACCUCACACUCUCAUACUUGGGGAGUUGCUGUGUACCGGAGAGAGGGAGGAGAGAGGGGGAGAGGGGGAAGAGGGGGAAGAGGAGGGGGUGAGAGGGGAGGAGGGGUUGAGGAGGGGGGAAGAGGGAGAGAAGGAGGAAGGGGUGCGGAAGGAAGAGAGGGAGGUGUGGAGGGGAGAAAGGGAGGAGGAGGGGGUGAGGGUGAUUGUAAAGCAGCAACCGAAACAUGAAGAGGCUCUUAAAGUGUUUCUGUCAGUCCUCACAACAGUACUACACACUGUCUCCAUGGAGACAACUUGACUACACUCACUGUCUCCUUGGAGACAACUUGACUACACACACUUGCAGCUAUUGAGACAGAAAGUAAAAAUAUAGAGAGAAGUUUUAAUUACAUUUAAUAAAUUAAGUGGUUUCAGCCUAAUCCUCA